Molecule: messenger RNA, 1596 nt
Organism: Rhea pennata
Lineage: Eukaryota; Metazoa; Chordata; Aves; Rheiformes; Rheidae
Gene: ATG101
Product: autophagy related 101
Exons: 3
Coding region: 164-892 (242 amino acids)
Biological process (GO): autophagy; autophagosome assembly
Cellular component (GO): phagophore assembly site
Source: RefSeq, a predicted model, not a curated record
GCGGGCCGAGCGCGCGUUUCUGCCGUCGGGGCCGCACUGAGGCCUGGACCAGAUCAACCGGGCGGGAUAAUCACGGAGAGGAGCCUCGUGUGGCGGCGACGCGGGCGGAGGAGGGGGAAAACCCCUCUUUCGGGAGAUUAUGUGUCCCGACCCCCCUACGUAGAUGGACUGUCCCAUUUCCCCGCCCCCCGCCCCGGCCCCGGGCGGACGGAGCGCGCUCGGAGCCGUCGCCGCCAUGAACUGCCGCGCGGAGGUGCUGGAGGUGUCGGUGGAGGGCCGGCAGGUGGAGGAGGCCAUGCUGGCCGUGCUGCACACCGUCCUGCUCCACCGCAGCACCGGCAAGUUCCACUACAAGAAGGAGGGCACCUACUCCAUCGGCACCGUGGGCACCCAGGACGUGGACUGCGACUUCAUCGACUUCGCCUACGUGCGCGUCUCCUCCGAGGAGCUGGACCGGGCCCUGCGCAAGGCCGUUGGGGAGUUCAAGGAUGCGCUGCGCAGCUCGGGCAGCGACGGCAUGGGGCAGAUCUCCCUGGAGUUCUACCAGAAGAAGAAGUCGCGCUGGCCCUUCUCCGACGAGUGCAUCCCCUGGGAGCUGUGGACCAUCAAGGUGAACGUGGUGAACCUGGCCAACGAACAGGAGAGGCAGAUCUGCCGGGAGAAGGUGGGUGAGAAGCUGUGCGAGAAGAUCAUCAACAUCGUCGAGGUGAUGAACCGCCACGAAUACCUGCCCAAGAUGCCCACCCAGUCAGAGGUGGACAACGUCUUCGACACCAGCCUGAAGGACGUGCAACCCUACCUGUACAAGAUCUCCUACCAGAUCACGGACUCCCUGGGCACCUCGGUCACCACCACCAUGCGGCGGCUCAUCAAGGACACGCUGGCUCUGUAGAGCUGGGUGCUGGGACAGGCACUGCUGAAGCAACUUUCCUCCUACACGGCUGGUGGGGAGCGUCACCUCCCCACAGCUCUUUGGGCCAGAGUCUCUGUUUAGAUCCUUCUUCCCCCUCUAAAAAGCCUCUGCGAGGAGCUGAACUUGGCCUAUCCCUUAACUGUGGGUUGCCGCUGGUUUGGGGCAAGCGCCCCGCUGCGUUGGCCAAGGCAGCCUGCCCUUGCCCUCGUCCUGUGGAACUGGCUCCGAGGUCUGCGUCCUGCGUCGGAUGAGCCGCCGCGAGCUCCCUGGGGCAGGACCUGCUGCUCGGCACGUGUGGCCCCGCAUGUCCACGGGGAGGGUGCAGCGCUCGAGAAGGCGAUGGUCAGAGGGGAGGGGAGGUGCCUGUGCCUUGUCCCGUCCCUGCCUGUGGCUCUUCCCUUUCCGUUUGGAGUAGGACUUUGGGAGCUGGAGCUGGGUGUUUUGGAGAUGCUGCACUAAACCGACCUGCGCGUUCCCCGCAGCUCUGCCUGGCGUGGGCAGCACGAACCAGGACCCUCGCUGCCGCACGUCCUUGCCCCAGUCGUGAGUGAGCGAAGCGCCCGAGUCUUAUCUGGUGGCACUGUCCCGUCCCUGGGGCUGAGGUGCUUCCCUUCUGGGCCCGCAGAAGGGCUAGUGGGCUUCCUCUGGGACAGUAAUAAAGUUAUUUCCAGGUGGGAGCCUCA